UAAACAAAACAGCAGACCGGUCAAUCCUCGAUAGCAGUGAGAUGUAUUUGUGCUGCCACCUGUGUGCACCUGAUUCAUAUACAAAGAAUUGUUAAGUAAAAACUGGACGGCAAUGAGGUUUAUUUUUUUGCAGGGGCGUGUUGAAGAUUUGUUCAAAUGUAAAGUUGCAGGAGGUGCCAGUAGUACAUUAGUCAGCGGAAAUUGCAUGUCGGGACUUUUUAUCAAAUUUCCUCAGCAAUUCGUAAUUUUAUAGAUUUUAAUCUAGCACUUUUCUAUCGGAUCAGGGUAUAUAAUGGGAAGGUCAUAUUUUGCCAACUCGAGCUCAAAGAGACGCGGUGCGACAGGUCUUCUGUGGCCGCUGCUCGGUGCGUCUCUCUGGGCUGCAGUCAUCGGGUACAAGCCGGUGAUCAUAGUCCACGGACUGUUCGACAGCUCAGGGGAUUUUGUUAAUUUAAAACGAUUCAUCAACGAGUCCCAUCCUGGAACCAAUGUAUCGGUUAUUGACUUGUUUGACCGAAGUGCCAGUUUACAGCCACUAUGGAAGCAAGUGGAAGGUUUCAAGGCAGCUAUUUACCCCAUUAUGCAAAAUGCAGAGGAUGGAGUCAACUUCAUCUGCUACUCCCAAGGUGGGCUGAUAUGCAGAGGCAUCCUCGCCACACUCCCCGGCCACAACGUCCACUCCUUCAUCUCGUUGUCUUCACCUCAGGCCGGGCAAUAUGGAGACACAGACUAUUUGAAGUACCUCUUCCCCCAGUUUGUGAAGUCCAACCUCUACCAUCUCUGUUACACCUCAGUAGGCCAGAGGAUAUCUAUCUGCAACUACUGGAAUGAUCCCCACCACAGGGACUUGUAUGUGAACAGCAGUGACUAUUUGGCUUUGCUCAACAGCGAGAGGCCAAAUCCCAACACAACAGAAUGGAAGGGAAAUUUCCUCAAGAUCAAAAAGCUGGUGUUGAUCGGAGGUCCAGACGAUGGAGUCAUCACACCCUGGCAGUCUAGUCAGUUUGGAUUUUAUGAUGACAAUGAGACUGUUGUUGAGAUGCAGCACCAAUAUUUGUACUUGAAAGAUGUAUUUGGUUUGAAGACCCUGGCUGCUCGCGGGGACCUAAUUCUGUGCUCUGUGGCUGGAGUAGAGCAUGUCUGGUGGCACUCCAAUGAGACUGUGUUCCACACCUGCAUUGAGAAGUGGCUGGUGUAGUGUCACACCAGAACGCACAAACAUGCACACAUGGUCUCAUCUCUACAGUAUGAUCAAGUUCUUGCUACCACCAUUUACCUGGUUGUACAGGCAGUGUGUAACACUAGCUGAAUAGCCUGUACAUAUUAUAUUUUCAAACAGUUAAAGAGAUCUAUGUGUGUAGUUGUGUGUUUGGCCACACAUACCUCAGAAAAUCAAAAAACACCACCCAACACAAUAGUGCCUGAUUGAUGUUCUGUCAUCUUGUCUACAUGUACAAAUCCACUGCCCUGCUCAUUUUAAAGACAAAGUAUUUUUUAUCUUUUUUUUUUCCUUCAAGGAGAUCAUGUUUCCCCGUGUUUUAAUGUGCAUGAGAUUUUAUUUGUUUGGAUUUUAUCAUUUUUAUCAUUCUCAUGCAGUGCUUUUAGGGUAAACCUUGUAAGCAAUCACUGCAGUAGAUCAAGCCUUAAAUUUAGAAUAUUUUCCAUGCACCUCAACGUUCCUUUUCCCAAACCAAAGUGCUAUGACACACUGCCUUUAGUGAUGUGCUUAAAAUGAAAAGCAGGGAGUGUAGAGACUAAUAUAGGAAGUGUAAGUGUGGCAGUGUUAUUUCGGUGUUUACCUUUCCACCAAACCUAUUGUAUGGCACACUUUACCUCCCAUUGCAUUUAGAUACCUCAGGCUUUUGAUCAACCUUUGUCAGUCUCCGUCAGAAAGUGUAUGACUUUUCUUAACUACUUCUGAUAUUUUGAAUGUUUAUGGAUCUCUGUUAUGCUAAAGGUGUUGGAAAAAAUGGGGAUAUCUAUUGUGCAUCAAAGUAGAAAAAAAUACUAUGUGAAUGAGGGAAAUAUGCAUUGCACAAAAUGGUUACAAUUUUAGCCAGAUGAUAAACUGAAGGGAAAAUGGUGAGGGUGGAAAGGUUUGCUGAAUAUGUUGUAAAUGUUUUCAAGCUGUUGACUUUGCAGUAUUAUGUAAAUGUAUUUUGUUAUUGUUGAAUUUUUGUUUUAUGUAUUACUAUACGAGUUAAUAGGAUAAAUUGCGUAAAUUGAUAUUGAAUUAAAGGAUAUCUUUGUCCGAUCCAUUUUUAAGAGUCUUGACAGAAAAAAAUGAUUUAGAUUGAUACAUUUUGAUCUUGGAUACUUAUUUUUCAAAUAACAUCGCAAAAACAUUUUGCCAGCAUCCACUGCAAUUUCCUAAAGGUUCAUAUUACUAUUCUGCAAAUAAGAGUUGUUGAUUAUAAAAUCCCCAAUAAAGAUUAUAGGUUUU
This is a messenger RNA of Lampris incognitus (smalleye Pacific opah), 2443 nucleotides long. It is a transcript of the gene ppt2b, whose product is annotated as palmitoyl-protein thioesterase 2b. The record is from RefSeq and is a predicted model, not a curated record. Bases 293 to 1198 code for a protein of 301 amino acids. Gene Ontology annotation, molecular function: thiolester hydrolase activity; palmitoyl hydrolase activity. The transcript has 8 exons. Lineage: Eukaryota; Metazoa; Chordata; Actinopteri; Lampriformes; Lampridae. Gene Ontology annotation, cellular component: lysosome.